This is a messenger RNA of Hydra vulgaris (swiftwater hydra), 576 nucleotides long. Lineage: Eukaryota; Metazoa; Cnidaria; Hydrozoa; Anthoathecata; Hydridae. The record is from RefSeq and is a predicted model, not a curated record.
AUGUCUCCUGACAGACUUGAACAUCUUUUGUCAUUAAUUGGAUCUUCAUUAACAAAAAAGUAUUGUUCCAGUAGAGAUUCUAUAUGUCCGUCGCAAAGAUUAAUUAUAACAAUUCGAUACCUUGCUAGAGGAGAAUCACAACAAACUCAGUCAUUUUAUUUUCGAGUUGGCAGAGCUACAGUUUGCCAUAUAAUCGAAGAAACUUGUUGUGCAAUAUGGAAAGUUCUCAAAAAAGUCUUUCUACGAGCCCCAAAUGACGUAAAAGAAUGGAAAAAUAUUAUUAAAGAGUUUGAUCAAAAUUGGAACUUUCCACAAUGUAUAGGAGCUAUUGAUGGAAAGCAUGUACGCAUUGAAGCACCUGCAAAAUCUGGAUCUUUUUUUUAUAACUACAAAGGGUUUUACAGCAUGGUUUUAUUAGAAAUUUGUGAUGCUAAAUAUUGUUUCACAAUGGUUGACAUUGGGGCUUAUGGAAAGGAUAAUGAUGCUUCCAUUUUAAAUGCGAGCAUUUUGAAUUUGAUCCUAAAGUUCCACCGGUCCUUGUUGAAGAUGACAUAUUUGCACUUAAACCAUGGUUAA